Molecule: messenger RNA, 2131 nt
Organism: Pelodiscus sinensis (Chinese soft-shelled turtle)
Lineage: Eukaryota; Metazoa; Chordata; Testudines; Trionychidae
Source: RefSeq, a predicted model, not a curated record
UCCAGACUGUGGGGGGGGCGGGGGAAAUCUGUGUGUUGUACAGUUUAAUUAGGUCGACCUAACACCUACACCCCUGCCACAGCUAGGUUCUCACAUUUUUUCCACUGACGAGCUACUACCUCUUGGAGGGAUGGACAUCAAUUCCACUUUGGUAGGAAACUACCAUGUAGCACUGUAGUAUAAGCCAUACCUUUAUUUCCUCAUGUGCCUGACUGCCUCUUCUCCCACUGGCCCAGCCUCAUUGCUUGGCUAUGAAUCAUGCUUGAUGCAUCAGCUGUCCAGACAUCCUGUCAGAUUUGUGACCUCCCUCAAGGCCCCAACUUUAAUUCUUUUCUCCUGUGGAGCUGGCUUUUUUCAUGGAUCGCUGCAGCUGUCAGUUAUAGGCUGAUGUGGCAUAAAGAAAAGCUCUAACUAUGAUAGGGGCUGAGUAAGAGAAACAUGCAUUCUCGCCAAAAUUUUGGCCUGGACAUCUCACAAUGGCAAGUCCUUCAAUAGAUGCUUCUGAUGUCUUCCUUUUUUUAUUUAUUUCCAGUGGCAGUGGAAAUAUGACCAGGUUUUCUGAAUGGAUCUUAUUUCCAGUCCUCAGCAAAUCUGGGAUGUUUAGAAGCGCACACAAGAAAACAAAAACCAAAUUGAGCUGGUUCUGUUAGCAUCAGUUCUAAGUGGACAGGUGUUCCCAUUACAAACCACCUCCACUCUCUAGUUCACUCUCUAGUGCUGAAGUGGCUGUUGGCAAACUGGUUCAUGCAGACUUAAUCCCCUUCUUGUGUCCGGUUCAGUGCUGAUGAACCUCACAGGAUCAGAGUUUUCCUGCACCAUGCCUUGGUGCUUCUGCUGCUGUCGGAAGUGCCCCUGCUUCCUUUCGGAGGACGAUAAAGCUGCUAUCAUGUUAAAUAAAGAAAUCAGCAAAAUACUAAGAGACCAGAAAAUGCAAGACAAGAAGGAGUUAAAGUUACUUCUACUAGGCGCUGGGGAAAGUGGGAAGAGCACAUUCAUCAAACAGAUGCGGCUAAUCCACGGGGCAGGCUAUUCAGAAGAGGAUCGCAAAGGCUUUGCCACACUGGUGUAUCAGAAUGUCUUCGCUUCCAUACAGGCCAUAAUCCGAGCCAUGGAGACUCUGCAGAUCCCUUAUGCUCAGCCAGAGAAUGUGGAGAACGCCAGGCUGGUCAUGGGGGUGAAUGUCUCGAACGUGGUGACCUUUAGCAGGCCCUAUUCAAACGCCAUUGAAAGCCUGUGGAGGGACGCGGGGACCAGGACCUGCUACGAGAGGCGGCGGGAGUAUCACUUACUGGACUCUGCCCUUUACUUUCUGUCCAGCCUGGAGCGUAUUGCAGAGGACUGUUACAUCCCCACGACUCAGGAUGUCCUGAGGAGCCGCAUGCCGACGACCGGCAUCAGUGAAUACUGCUUCUCGAUGCAGGAGAUGAUCUUAAGGUGAAGCUCCUGCAAAGCAGUCAAACCUGCAUGGGGAUCGUGGAUGUGGUUAGAAAAUGUCAUUGCCUUGAUCUACCUGGCUUCCCUCAGCGAGUACGACCAGUACCUGGUGGAGAACAGCGAGGAGAAUCGGAUGAGGGAGAGCCUGGCCCUGUUCAGAACCAUUCUGGAGCUGCCCUGGUUCCAGAACGUCUCUGUGAUCCUCUUCCUAAACAAAACCGACCUCCUGGAGGACAAGAUCGCUGACUCGGACCUUGCCACUUACUUCCCUAGCUUCUCAGGACCCAAGCGAGAUGCAGAGGCAGCAAAGAAGUUCAUUCUGGAGAUGUACCUGGACACAUACAAGCAAUGCUCUGCUGUCUAUCACGACUCAGGACGAAGAUCCUCCAAGGUGGCCUCCAAAUUCAGGUGCCUUUAUCGACACUACACCUGUGCCACGGACACUCAAAACAUCCGCAAGGUCUUCAUGGACGUCAGGGAUGUAGUCUUGGCUGGCUAUUUGGAAGACAUCAACCUGCUGUGAUGGGAAAGGGCUUCGGCCAGGUCCAUGCUGUGGUGCUUGGCUUUGCCGGUGAGCAAGGGGAAGAAUCAGCUGGGUGUUGGAACAGUGCACUUUGGCUGCAGCUGCUGCUGUUGGUAAUAAGAACGGCUGUACCGGGUCAGACCAAAGGUCCAUCAGGCCCAGUAUCCUGUCUGC